AUGCUGAAGAGUCUUGCCCUCGGCCUUCUGGCCGCCCACAGUGCCGCCGCCAUGCGGUUUGCCAUGUACAUUGAUGAGUAUCACGUUACGGACCUGCCAGGUGCCGACAAGACGCAGGACAUCGAUUAUGCGAUCAUGGCAUUUGCCCCAUCAGAGCUCUUCAACUCAGACUCUCCCGCGUCAUUCACCCCUUUCGAAUCCCCUGAUACCAUGCGCAAGCGCUUCAGUCCCAACACUAAGCUGAUGAUUGCCAUUGGUGGAUGGGGUGAUGAAGCUGGGUUCUCUGCUGCGGCAAAGGACGACGCCGGCCGAAAGCGAUAUGCGAAGAACGUAGCGGCCAUGCUUGAUGCAAAUGGCUUUGACGGUGUUGACAUUGACUGGGAGUACCCCGGCGGGAACGGACAGGACUAUAAGCAGGUCCCUAACUCUGAGAAGACCUCUGAGAUCGAGACCUACCCCAAGUUCCUAGCUGCCAUGCGCGAGGCCAUCGGCAAUAAGACGCUUUCCAUUGCUACCCCCGCCCGGAAGCAGGACUUCAUUGCCUUCAACAACGAAACCGGUCCUGAGAUCUGGAAGUCUGUCGAUAUGGUCAACGUCAUGAGCUACGAUAUUCUCAAUCGGCGUGAUACCGUCACAGGCCACCACUCUAGUGUGCAGGGCAGCUUGGACGUGGUCAAUGAUUACUUGGACUGGGGUCUUGAGCCUGAGAAGAUUAACCUGGGCUUCGCCUACUACGCCAAGUGGUUCACCACUGACCCCAACUCGGACUGCGCCACCCACCCUAUUGGCUGCAAGAUGGUCAAGCUUGAGAAUGACGACGGCAGUGACAACGGCAAGUCCGGCGCGCUGACCUUCGAAGCAGGCACUAUGGCUGCUCCCCCGGCCAACCUGGCCGUUAGCACCAACGGCAAGUGUGGUGCUGGAGAGGCCUCCAAGUGCCCUGAUGGCCAAUGCUGCAGUGCAUAUGGCAACUGUGGCACCGGCGACGACUUCUGCCAAGCAGGCUGCCUCUCCGACUACGGAACUUGCAAGGGCGUCUCGAUCACCGACUCCUGGCGCCGGGCACAAGAGGACGGCAAGACGGACGAGGAGGCCGGCGGCCAGUAUUACUGGGAUGCAGAGACCAACCUCUUCUGGACUUGGGAUACCCCAGAUUUGAUCGCCCGCAAGUUCUCGGACAUCGUGGAGGCGAAGAAGCUUGGGGGUGUGAUGGCUUGGAGUUUGGGUGAGGAUACCUAUCAGUUUGCUCACCUCAAGGCUAUGCAGAAUGGUGUCGAGUCUUCUACUGCUAGAAAAGGUACUGCGGCAAAGAAAGCCCAUGCUGCUGUGCACAAGCCGGCGCACAAGCCGGCGCACAAGCCAGUGCACUAA
Messenger RNA from Penicillium chermesinum, 1371 nucleotides. RefSeq lists its product as uncharacterized. Gene Ontology annotation, biological process: carbohydrate metabolic process; chitin catabolic process. NCBI's taxonomy places the organism in Eukaryota, Fungi, Ascomycota, Eurotiomycetes, Eurotiales, Aspergillaceae. Gene Ontology annotation, cellular component: extracellular region. Bases 1 to 1371 code for a protein of 456 amino acids. The transcript is spliced from 4 exons. Gene Ontology annotation, molecular function: chitin binding; chitinase activity. The record is from RefSeq and is a predicted model, not a curated record.